Molecule: messenger RNA, 849 nt
Organism: Entrophospora candida
Lineage: Eukaryota; Fungi; Glomeromycota; Glomeromycetes; Entrophosporales; Entrophosporaceae
Source: the annotation of a GenBank genome assembly
CAACAUAUACUCAAUAUGGGAGCGUUACUUUCAAAUUUGCUUAGGGGAAGUAGUGAUGUAACAAUACCAGAUUUGAAUAUUGACUUUGAAAAUCCCAUAGCAAAAGAAGAAGAAAGAAAUUUACACAUAAAAAUUUCUCGACUUCUUCAACCCACUGAUACAUUAUUAGAUUCUAUACGGCAAUAUCAAGGUUGUGGAGAAUUAAUAAAAAAAGCUAUAUCAAACCCGACGCCUGAUAAUGAAGAAGAAGCUUGGCAGGCCGUUAAACCUGCUGUAGCUAAAUUAAAAAGAUAUUUUGAAUUUUCUGCUUUGCUUGAGAAUGCAUUUCCUGAACUAUUUACAGUUCUUUGUGAAGGCAAUAUGAGAACACCAUCGAUUCAAAAUGAUUUUUCAUACUAUAGAAGAACACUUAGUAGAGGAAAACUUGCAAUUGAAACAGAUUUAAAGACUGACAUGAUUGAAGAUGAAUUGGCAAAUAAAAUUUCAUUAUUUUAUGCAUAUCCAACGCCAAUGUUGAAAAUGGUUACUGAUGUGACUGCACAUUUAAUGACAAAGGAUAAUCUUGGCAAAGGUAUAUUAGAAUGUUUAUCAGGAUUAGCUGCUGCUUGUUAUCAGACCGUCACAAGAAAAAGAGUAAUGGUUGUGUGUAUUAUUUUAUAUGAUCAUAUUGAUCCACAGGGAGCUUUUAAUAAACAAUCACCAAUAAAUAUAAAAUCAUCAGUAAAAGCGAUUCAAACUCAUGGUACAAGUGAAAGCUCUAAUUUGAUGUCAGCUUUACGAUUCAAUACCAAACAUUUAAAUGAUGAUUCUACACCAAAAAAUAUCAAACAACUUUUGAGUAGUCAUUGA